UUACCGUUUGUUUAUAAAUAGUUACGACUCCUUCAUCUUAAUCUCGUCAAGAAACAAAAGUUUCAAACAAAAGCUACAAAGAUUUAGAUCAAAACACCAAAUUCAAAUUCAGAAGAUGAUGUCUAUUUUUAGCCCCUUUGAAGCUCUUUACGCUGAAUCCAAUGGCUUCAAGAUGAAGUUCUCCGGUGAUCAGAAACAGAGCUCCGGUGGUGAUCAGUCGCUGGAGACGGAACAACACAAGAACGCCGGGAAAACUCCGAUUUCCUCUCAAGACGAAAAGAGUAGUGACAAGAAGAAGAAGAUCCAACCGCUGAGGAUAGCUCCAGAGCUUGAUGGUGUUCAUUGUUUUGAGACAAUUCUUCCUCUUUAAUGAUCAUGCAUGAUAAAAGUUUUAUUUAUUUCUUGUAAAAAAUAUAUAUUCCUUUGUAUAAAAGAUUUUAAUCAGACAGCAUUAUUCCAAUUCUACAAACUAA
Capsella rubella is the source of this 473-nucleotide messenger RNA. RefSeq lists its product as uncharacterized. The transcript has a single exon. The record is from RefSeq and is a predicted model, not a curated record. NCBI's taxonomy places the organism in Eukaryota, Viridiplantae, Streptophyta, Magnoliopsida, Brassicales, Brassicaceae. The coding region runs from base 116 to 370 and encodes 84 amino acids.